GAAUUAGUCCCGGCUACCCCCCCUCUAGUCGGCCCUGAUCAGAAGCGGCCCAUUUAUCGGGGUCCAUUAUCUUCUACCUCCAUAUCUCUAAUUCCUGCUAUUUUUUACAGUUAUCAUCAAAAAUUCAGACUACAGAAACAACAUUCUUUGCUAUGUGACGAAUUGGGUUUAACGUCAAAACUACUACAGACCUCUCAUGCUGCAGCCCGGCUCAACGGUUACGUUGCAGGCGUCGGAAAGCCAGAAGAUCUCGAAAAAGACAUAAUCAAACUGGGAUUAUCGGAAAAGGCUGGAAAAUAUUUGAGGGUCCAGUACGCCGAAAACAAAGGAGGUGCCUUAUAUUGCUAA
Molecule: messenger RNA, 348 nt
Organism: Psylliodes chrysocephalus
Lineage: Eukaryota; Metazoa; Arthropoda; Insecta; Coleoptera; Chrysomelidae
Source: the annotation of a GenBank genome assembly